AUGGAAAGCUACCCUCCUGCAUGACUCUCAGGCCCAGUCAGCGACAAAGAGCUUCGGCCUCCUCACGAUCGCUCUGUAAAUAUUAUUUCAGAUUUUUGCCAUAGCAACUCAAAACGAGCUAGCUGUGACAGCAUCUGCUGAUCAUGGACUUAGAGUAUGAGAUACAAACCGCGGAUCACAUCUGAGGCAGCUUUACAAUAAAAACUUUGGUCAUCAGGAAUGAGUAUCUUGCUGUGCUUUUUUAAAAGAUAUUCUCAUUAUAUAUUAAAUAAUUGCAAAGCCAAUACUUUUCCCAAAUUGAUUCUAAAAAUGGCAUAAUAGAAUUCUUUCUGGAUCUAUGGAUGGGUCAUUAUGCUUAUGAGAUCGAAGAGUAGUAAGAUGCGAAAACCUUAACCAGCAUCAGGCAUCGAUAUCUAAAGUUGCAACAGAUGAAAAUGACAUCGGAAUAUCUGCAAGCUAUGAUAAAACACUAAUAGUGUGGGAUUUGCAUAGAAUUAACGUGUUACAAAGAAUGCAGUGCUCCGGCCCUGUCAUGGAUUUUGCAUGGCACAAUUCUCUUGUUGCUGCAGGAGAUAGGCAAGGACAGCUAACUCUUUGGGACAUAAAUACAGGCAAUAAUGUACUAUCAACAGUCCCUCAUAAUGGCGCAAUACAUAAAGUAUGCCUUUCUUCAGAUGGAGGGGAAAUGAAUUUUAUUGCUUCAGCUGGAGGGAAAGACGGAAAAGUCGCUAUUACAGACAUGAGGACCUCUUCACCUGUUUUCAAUUCCCAAGUCCAUGGUGGAGCAAUCAACUUCAUAAUGCCUAGCUUAAGUAAUACCCUUGUAACAGGGAGCUCUGAUAAAGCAGUAAACGUCCUAGACGCUUUUAUGAACUUUAGGGUUAGAAGUAAAAUGAAUGCACCAGGCCAAAUCCUCUGUGGCGAAUUAUUUGAAAAUUUAGUAGCUGUUGGCUGUUCAGAUGGCAAUGUAAUUGUUUUUAAUACAGACACUGAAGAAGUCACAUUUGGCUUUGGGGCUGAUAAUCAAGGUGGUAUUAAUUGUAUUGCCACAACUCCUGGAAGAAGAAAAUUAAUAACUGGAGGUGAUAGUGGGGUGCCUUUGCUAAUUAGCUUUGUAUAA
Molecule: messenger RNA, 1120 nt
Organism: Blepharisma stoltei
Lineage: Eukaryota; Ciliophora; Heterotrichea; Heterotrichida; Blepharismidae
Source: the annotation of a GenBank genome assembly